AUGUCUGAAUUUGACCAACUCUCAAAUGUUAAGGGCACUGCCUUUACACACCAAUGCUAUACUCAGCCAUACCCAGCUAUCACUCCCACGCGCCCUGAGCUCGCACAGACGGUCAAAGUCAUCGUCAUCACUGGAGUAACUCGUGAAAUUGGUCAGAAGGUAGUGAUUAAUUCAAUCACGCCCAUAGAGUUCUAUGCCCAAGAUGUCUUAUACUGUCGAAAAUUAUCAUCUGAUCCUCGGGAUGAGGGAACAGGGCUUCGUAACUUCAUUCGCACAGGGCAACCCCGCUGCCAUUGCGCUCAUUGGCCGCUCAACGCUGCCGGGAACAAGGCCUUCCAGGAGAUCACCGCCGAGCUUGGAGUUCCGCAGGUAUUGAUCAACAAUGCUGGUGUCGCUGGACCGGUCAAGCCCAACUUGAAGGCUAGUGUAGAAGAGUGGUGGAAUACUCUGGUUGUGAACGUCAAGGCUAUUUUUACUGUCACCAAGGCCUUUGUUAAGGAGACAGGUGCCACUCCCGCGAAACAGACCACAAUCAUCAGCAUCACGUCGAUGCCAUCUCAGGGGGUCCCACCGGUCCUUGGGCCCUACUCUACCUCGAAUGCUGCAGUCAACAAGUUCACUGCCUACUUGAACUCCGAAUACCCUAACAUCAAUAGCUUUGUCCUCGAUCCAGGCGUUGUCAGAACGGAUACGACUUUGGAUGUCCCUUAUCUGAUGCCGUACGCGAAUGAUUCGCCGCUUUUGCCGGGCGGUACGGCGGUUUGGCUGUCCAGCGGAGACAAGAAAUAUUUAUCCGGGAGAUAUAUAAUGUCGAGUUGGAAUGUGAAAGAAAUCGAAGCUCGGAAAGGGGAAACCCAUGAGUGUAACCUUCUCACCUUUGCCUUGAAGGGGGAGUUUGGUUUGGGGAAUAUCAAGGUUGAUUGA
Penicillium chermesinum is the source of this 924-nucleotide messenger RNA. Its product is annotated as SDR family oxidoreductase. The transcript has 3 exons. Gene Ontology annotation, molecular function: oxidoreductase activity, acting on the CH-OH group of donors, NAD or NADP as acceptor. The record is from RefSeq and is a predicted model, not a curated record. Bases 1 to 924 code for a protein of 307 amino acids. NCBI's taxonomy places the organism in Eukaryota, Fungi, Ascomycota, Eurotiomycetes, Eurotiales, Aspergillaceae.